Molecule: messenger RNA, 464 nt
Organism: Merops nubicus (carmine bee-eater)
Lineage: Eukaryota; Metazoa; Chordata; Aves; Coraciiformes; Meropidae
Product: tumor necrosis factor ligand superfamily member 8-like
Exons: 2
Biological process (GO): immune response; CD8-positive, alpha-beta T cell differentiation
Cellular component (GO): membrane
Molecular function (GO): tumor necrosis factor receptor binding
Source: RefSeq, a predicted model, not a curated record
GGAACACCUCUGAAGACUACAUAAGAAUCCUACAGAAUGUCUCGGCCAAGGGAGCUGCGGCGUACAUGAGAGUGUCCAAACCAGUAAACAGUUCAAAACUGAGAUUGUUUGGGAAAGGUGUUUGUGAAGACAUCCAGUGCAAGAGCGAAGAGCUGGUGAUCAGUAAAAAAGGCCUCUACUUGAUUUAUUGCCACUUGAACUUUCAUUUCUCCAGCUGUCCAAACAGCCCCACCGACCUCAAGAUAGAAUUCCUGGUGAACGACAAAGUCAACAGGCAAACGUUAUCCACGUGGUGCGCCUCAGAAACGUGCCCAGAAAAGACUUUUAAGACCUUGUUACAGCUCCAUUUGACAUACCUGAACGUGGAGGACCGAGUUUCAGUAACACUCAAUCAUCCUAAGUUCUUGAAUGAAAAUUCUCUUCCCAAUGACAACGUUUUUGGGGUCUUGAGGUUCAGCGAUUAA